Molecule: messenger RNA, 1365 nt
Organism: Aplosporella prunicola CBS 121167
Lineage: Eukaryota; Fungi; Ascomycota; Dothideomycetes; Botryosphaeriales; Aplosporellaceae
Exons: 1
Coding region: 1-1365 (454 amino acids)
Source: RefSeq, a predicted model, not a curated record
AUGAGUUCCCCACCCCUCCCCGAUACCCAAGUUCCUGCGACGGAUCCCGAUCCUCCCAGUGACAGCGAGGAUGAAGUCGAGGCUGCCGAUGACGACGACGACGUAAACAUCCCGAUGACGCAGCAGACAGCACAGGCUCUGUUACCUGUAAUGGAACGGCCUUUCGACCCUGCUGAUGUCCCGGAAGAGAACAAGCGUGUCAGCAGAUACGCCGAGGCUCUCGGGGACGAUUUGCAUCACUUGGUGACGCUUGUUUGGGAUGAACAUCAGAGAGAACCUGAUCGAAUCCCAGUAGUAAUGGGUCUUUCAUUUGAAGACUGGAGGGACUUGUGCAUGCCGAUACUAUGUGCCACUCCUCAGGUUAUCCUGAAUGAGCUGGUCGGCGGAAAUCUUACACGGGCCGUAAGAAAAAACCCGGACGCCGAACGGGUUACGAAUCUGUACAAGAAGCGUGCAGAGCAUGGGAAUGCGGCAGGUCCUGGGAUCUACCACAUUGUCCUCGUCGACGAGGAAGGCUUGUCACCGACACCUCGCGAACUACUCAAAGUCAUCGAAGCUAUGCGCCAGUACUGCGACACCACCAGCGGUAACGACUCGAUAGCUUUCGACAUUGACAACGCCGUAAAGUCUACUCAAGUGUUGUUGUCGCAGACCCAGCCUGGUGAACGGCGCUACCUCGAGAAAGUGGGCUGGAGUGCCGCGUUGGAGGCUCGCAUCAAGCAGCUUCCUACCGACCUCCAGGAUAAACCUCUGCAUCCUCCGCUCAGGUACAUUGGUUACGGAAAUCCGGCGAAGAGGCUUGAAAACCACAUCAAGCAUCAGAGCUCGAAUUACAUAAUGAACCUCACGGAGUCCACUUGUCGGGCCGUGUGGAAGAACAGGGGUUUCCGUGUGGAAGGGUUCCCCAUUUACUGGUGUGAAACCCCAGAAGCGUGUAUAGCGUCCGAGGUUCUGUUCACAGCAAUCGCGGAUGGUUAUACACGUGAGGGCGGUGGCUUUAGCCACCAUCCCGCGGGGCAGAACAACAAGUGUGAGGAUGUGACCCUAGCACAAUGGGAGUGUAAUUGUCUCUGGGUUGAUAAGCUUACGCCCCUCGAGCUGUCUAUUCGCGCGUUCAACGCCCGGAAGUGGGCGCUCAGGGAGAACGAGCGUCAGCAUGAAGAGGCCGAUGAUCUUUCGGCACAGGAGCGUCCAAACUUGGAGGCCGCAGAUGGUUGGCUCGACGACAAUCUCAUGCCUGAAGUCAACCGGUGCAUUGAAAGUGUCAAUGAGACUACAGCGCUCCUCUCCCGGCUGCUUGUCCUUGUUUACGGCACCGACGAUCCUCAUCCCAGUGAGGACGAGAGCGAGGAACAGUCUUCCUGA